CUAAGUACUGUGAACUUAGCGCCAGCGGAGUCGGAUGGAGGAAGGAUUCUAACGACCGGAUCUAAUCAGAAAGGUUGUUGCCAUCGCAACGAGUCUCCUCGGUUCCACUGCAUUCUCCUCUUCAGUCGGAGGUGUGACGGCGUGGUGGUGCGAGACAUGUCCCCUGGACAAAAUCCGCAACAACAGUACGGAAAUAAUAGUUAUAAUAACAGUAUGGCACAAAACGGACAAGCACCACCAUCCAGAAAUAUGUUUCAACAAUACAGUUCUGGACGACCAUCAGGAGGCAACAAUAACAUGUUCAGCGGUGGUAUGCGGAUGAGCGGUGUUGAUUCGCGAACCUCGUAUGCAGCACCUCCAAGGGAUGACACUCCGCUGCAAGAUGGAACGCCGCUUAGUUCGACGAAUCUUUACAUACGUGGCCUGAGUCCAAGCACAACCGAUGAAGAUCUUCGAAAAAUGUGUGCUCAGUAUGGAACGAUCACAUCUACAAAGGCGAUAAUGGAUAAGGCUCUAAAUCAAUGCAAAGGCUAUGGUUUCGUCGACUUCGAAAGCCGUGAAGCCGCUUCACGAGCGGCGUAG
Messenger RNA from Cooperia oncophora, 582 nucleotides. The record is from the annotation of a GenBank genome assembly. Lineage: Eukaryota; Metazoa; Nematoda; Chromadorea; Rhabditida; Trichostrongylidae.